Messenger RNA from Rhinopithecus roxellana (golden snub-nosed monkey), 3935 nucleotides. RefSeq names its product CUE domain containing 1 (gene CUEDC1). Gene Ontology annotation, molecular function: ubiquitin binding. The record is from RefSeq and is a predicted model, not a curated record. The coding region runs from base 723 to 1892 and encodes 389 amino acids. Lineage: Eukaryota; Metazoa; Chordata; Mammalia; Primates; Cercopithecidae. The transcript has 11 exons.
AAGUGUGGUCACUUCCUCUUGCCUGGCCUGACUCACCCUGGCUGCUGCCCGUUGUGGCUGCCAUGGAAAUACAACUCCGAGGAGAGCCCAGACCAGGACAGGGAGGCCAUGCUGUGGGUGGCAGUGGAGCCUGGCAAGGUGCCCUCCUGGCCUGGGACUGCUGUGGCAGAGGAAGCAUGUGGUGGGUCUUCACCUGCCCAGCUCAGAGCUGAGGUGCCCCAUUACUUUUUUACCUCCCUGCUCCCUGGCUGGCCCGCCGCACCUACACACUCAAUGCAGCAGCUUCGCUCCUGCUCCUGGAUGGCUGGAGGUGGGAUCAUUGCCAGGAUGGCCUCAUGUGCCCAGGUCUCCUGGAAGACUCAGUUUCCCUCUUUGUCCCAUGCAGAGGUGCAGAGGUUCAUUAUUGUGGGACCAUCCGUGAAGCUGGUGCCAGGAUGUCCCGGGGGUGUGGAUGACCGGCCGCCCAGCCCCAGCACGGCCCGGUCCCGCAUGCCACCGCCCCGCGAGGACCACUCUCCGAGGGCCGCCUGGGGCCCCGCGCGCCCCUAGUCUGCUAACCCGGAGCCCUCAGCAGCCCAUUCCCGCCUGGCCACUCGGGGCGGAGGAGGCGCUGGAGUGAGCUGCCUGAGGCCGCAGAGCAAGCAAGCGGCUGACCGCGGAAAGACCCCGGGGAAGGGGCUUUGCGGCCGGCUAGAAACAUUUUCUCCAAGCGGCUCCGCAAAAUGACCAGCCUGUUCCGCCGGAGCAGCAGCGGCAGCGGCGGGGGUGGCACGGCCGGUGCGCGCGGGGGCGGGGGAGGCGCGGCCUCCCCCCAGGAGCUCAACAACAGCCGGCCGGCCCGCCAGGUGCGCCGCCUGGAGUUCAACCAGGCCAUGGAUGACUUCAAGACCAUGUUCCCCAACAUGGAUUACGACAUCAUCGAAUGCGUGCUGCGCGCCAACAGCGGUGCUGUGGACGCCACCAUCGACCAGCUGCUGCAGAUGAACCUGGAGGGCGGCGGCGGCGGCGGCGGCGGCGUCGUCGUCUAUGAGGACAGCUCCGACUCGGAGGACAGCAUCCCUCCGGAGAUCUUGGAAAGGACUUUGGAACCCGAUAGCUCGGAUGAAGAGCCACCGCCUGUGUACUCCCCGCCAGCCUACCACAUGCACGUGUUCGACCGGCCCUACCCUCUGGCUCCCCCAACUCCGCCUCCCCGUAUCGACGUGCUGGGCUCUGCAGCCCCUACAAGCCAGAGACGCUAUCGGAACUGGAACCCACCACUACUGGGCAACCUCCCGGAUGACUUUCUCCGCAUCCUCCCCCAGCAGCUGGACAGCAUACAGGGUAAUGCUGGGGGCCCCAAGCCUGGGAGUGGAGAGGUAGGUCCGCCUGCCAUGACUGGGCCAGGGCCCCGAGACCAGGAGAGCCGCUGGAAGCAGUACCUGGAGGAUGAGAGGAUCGCACUUUUCCUACAGAAUGAGGAGUUCAUGAAGGAGCUGCAACGAAACCGCGACUUCCUCCUUGCCCUGGAGAGAGAUCGAUUGAAAUACGAAUCCCAGAAAUCUAAAUCCAGCAGCGUGGCUGUCGGAAACGACUUUGGCUUUCCGUCUCCUGUCCCAGGAACUGGCGACGCCAACCCCGCUGUGUCUGAAGAUGCCUUAUUCAGGGACAAGCUGAAACACAUGGGAAAAUCCACCCGGAGGAAGCUGUUUGAACUUGCCCGAGCCUUCUCAGAGAAGACCAAAAUGAGGAAGUCAAAGAGGAAACACUUGUUGAAGCAUCAGUCGCUGGGGGCUGCCGCGUCAACAGCCAACCUCCUGGAUGAUAUGGAGGGCCAUGCGUGUGACGAAGACUUCCGGGGAAGGCGUCAGGAGGCGCCCAAGGUGGAGGAAGGCCUGCGAGAAGGACAGUAAGAGAUGCCAGCAGCUCUUCCUUGCCAGAGAUGAUCUGAACCGGUGGGGGCAGCUGGAAAGCAACACUGGCCCCCAGCUGAAGGGCCCAGCUGCAGCCGGACAGAUGGUGCUUGAGAACCAAGGCCCAGUGAUCCUCCAGCCACAGUCCAGCCCAACCACUGCCACUUUCCAUGGGACUUAGAACUUCGGAGUUGCUGCCUUGCAAUUGGAGGAAGGACCUGGGGCCCCUAGAGGCAGCAGCCAAUUACAGCUCCUUUUGUAGCCAGGCGUUCCUAUGGUCAAUGAGUGGAAAUGCAGGAACCAACCUCCCUUAAAAAAAAAAAAAAAAAAAAAAAAAAAUCCAGAAAGCAGAUAAAAAUUGGAAUAUGGAAAAGGGCAAGAUGACCCCACCAGAGGCUCUUUGGCCAGAAGGUGGAGUCCCUGCCUCCCUCCGUUCCCUAUCUGUCCUAUCACAGACUCUGCCUGACCCCUGUCCUCUUCCUCAGCUCCCUCCAGGCACUUGGGUCCCUCCCUUCCAGGGUCUCCCAUAUCUCAGCCUUCCCCCAGGGCUGCUGGCCCAGCACACAAGCCCUGCACCCAGCCUGGGUGGGAGGUCCCCGGCCAGUCCCCCAGGCACUCUGAAGAGCUAUGGGCUGCUGCAGAGAGCAUCUCCUGACUGCCCCAUCUGGCCUCAUCAGGCUGCUGCUGUUGGGGAUGGGCUCGCUCACAGCAGCUCCCCAUCACACAGCAGGGAUGGGGAGGGUGGCCACCCCAGGGUGGCAGGGUCUUUAAUUUGGCACCAGACAAAAGCCAGUUCUGGAGUCACACCACAGUGGGGGCUCACGGGGACUCUUGACUCUCCAGCUGGACUGGAAGCCCAGCUGUCCGAGGGUGGACAGCAGUGGGCCCUGGAGUGACCCCUUUGAGCAGGUAGCAGGGCUGAAGAGCAAGGCGGAAAGGCCGCCAGCCUGGGUGGGAGCGCCUAGGGCAGAAGGGCUUGCUGGGUGCCCCUGAGAAGGGCGGGUGAUCUGAGGAGGAGGACUCUGAUUCUAGGAAGGCUUACACCGCACCCACCACUGCCACGGGGAGGGAGGCUGCCCAGCCCGUGGCCCCGCCCUGGACAUGGGAGCGCGCAGACCUUCUGGAGAGCCGGGAAGCCUAGGCAGGCACGAGGCUUCGGCGCGGCUUCGGGAGGUUAGGAGUAGGAUCCGAUCCUUGGCGCGGCCCUGGUGGCCUCAGUGACCCCAAGAUCUCAAGGGCGUAGCGAAGGCGAGCCGGCAAUUGCACCUCGUCCCACCCACCCUGCCCGGACUCCCGACGCCGAGCUUCCCCUCUCUGGGGAGGGCCGGGACGCGCCGCCGCCGCCGAGCGUGACCAAGUUUGGAAACUCGCACGGGGCCGGGACGCUGGCUCGGGGGCCUUGCCGAGGAGCGGCCGCCCCCUCCACUGGUCCUCGCGCCAGGCCUGGGGUCCUGGAGGGAGGGGAAGGUCUCCGAGGAGUGCCUCGGGUCCCCAGCUCGAGUUCCCGACGGGUCUCUGAGCCUUCCCCGCGCCAGGACCGCGCCAGGACCGGGCGCACUGCGGGGAAAGCCCCAGCCCCACGUCUGUGAGUGUUGCUUGUUAUUUUUUUUCCUCCUAUGUGUGGGUUUUUUCUUGGAGCUGUUUCAUAGGAAUUCCUGUAAUAAAGAGUUGGUGUUCUCUUGGUGCUCUGAUGUGGCCAGCGGCGUGGGCUGGAUCCUCCUGCUCCCUCCUCCCUCCCCGCCUGGGGCAGGGUUUGUCCCCUGGAGCCCCGCGUCGCAUUCCUAGGGUACCCCUGCCUUGCCUCGCCCAUUCACCUGCAGCGUUCUCCGACUGCACUCUCGAGGUGACACCUGUGGCACCGCUGCACCGCUGCACCGCAUCCUUGCCGACCGGCCAUCUAUGAAUAGCGCUGUCGCCUUCCUGUUUGGCCCAGAACAGUAAACCGCUUGCUGAUAGGCAAGGGAAACACCCCUAUGGGGAAAGCCAGUCUGUUGCGAAAGCUCCAGACGGCCAUCUCCCUAAAUAAACAGCUUCUGGAUUAAA